UGUAAGGGAUUCUGAAGUUCAUCUAUAAAAUGUGUCUGCUGUGCUUGAUGUGUUGGGUCAGAUAAACGGGUAACAGUGUGACUUUUUUCUAAAGGUAAUUAUUUCAAUGGAUUUGAGAUGAAGCACAUUGCAUUCAACUAAAAAGAACAGACUCAUAAAGGACAUCAAAAAGUCGAAAGAUACAGUCAACACAACACCGCUGCAGAGAAGAUCUGUUGCGCACAAAAAUAUGUCCGCCCUUCUGUAUGAUUGAAUCCAUCUACGCAAUCGCAAGCUGUGUGUAUGGCAGCAGGCGCCAAGACUCCCGGGAGGAAGCGAUCAAUGAUGGACACCAUAAUGCAUCUCGCUGUAUUCCUUGUCACACUCAAGCCUUCUGCCUGUUUCGGGAGUUCUUCAGUUCACACGCACACAUAUGCACAGAUGUCAUCUGCAAACUCUCCUGACUGACAUCAUCUGAACUGGAGCGUGGAUAAAACAACAGUUGACUAUAGGAGAUGUUUGACCACAAUCUUUCUGUCAGAGAAUGACUGGUCUGUAAGGCUUAAGUAUAUACGCAUUGUGUCCAGUGCCCUUCAGGCCUCUUCAUCACAUUACACUGAGUUUUGGUAGACGCUACACUGCUCAAAUGGACCUCCAUCGGACUGCCUUUAAGAUAGAGAGCUCCUCCUACAUGCCCAAUCCUCUGACCUCCCCUGCCCUCAUGGUCCUGGCAUCAACAGCCGAGGCUGGACGAGAUGCCUCUGUACCCUGCCAGCCCCAUCGGCCGUUUGGAGUUCCAGUCACUUUGGAAAAGGACAUGCACCUCCCGUUCCCCAGCGGCUCAUACACCUUCGCCUCCAUGUACCACCGGCAAGGAGGCUUUCCCACUCGAGACUUUCCCACCCCUCUGCUUCACCUUCACCCACAGUUUGCCCCACCCAAUCUUGACUGCUCCCCACUGGGUAUGCUCAACCAUGGAGCGGUGGGGGCCUUCCGACCGUUCUCCUCCCCACCUGAGGAGCGUGAUGCAGGGGUAUACCAGUCUGCCUUCCUCCCUGCCAAGCGCUUGAAGGGCUGUAUGGAUCCAGAGGCAUCACCCCACCUCCGCUACACAGAUGUGGAGGGAAAAGAUUUUGACUUUUGUGCUCAUGUUCCCACUGGUUCUCCAAAUGCCCUGAAGGUAUCUGAGGAUGCUGGGAAGAAGCUCUUUGGCUUGUCUGUGCUGUUGGCAGACGGUUCGUCUGGCCCAGAGGAGCACAAAGAACCAAGUAAAGUGAAGGGCCUGUAUGACACUCAGACGCCCAUGUGUCCGAUCUGUCACGCUGUACUGCGGCCAGGAGAGCUGCAGGAACACAUGGAGCAGGAAAUGGAGCAUCUGAUGCAGCUGCACAAUAGUCAGGGUCCCGCGCAAAAGGAGUGUCUUGCUGCUGGGCCGCCCAAGUCUUUGUUUUCUAUGCACAUAAAGAGAGAGGGUUCCUCUUCUGCCUCCUCUCCACGUCCUGCUGAUGAGGCUGUGCACUCCGACAGGUACCAGACAUUUUUGCGAGUACGAGCAAACAGGCAAACAAGACUCAAUGUUAAGGAGCUCUGCUGGUGCAGGUGCUACGCCAAACAGAAAGUCAAAUCUGUUCAUGUUUGGACUGACUAUGGAUUCCCACAUGUGUCUUCUUGCCCACUGUCUGCACGCAUUGGGAAACUGAAAAGACGGAAAGCAGAGGAAGACCAGAGAGAUGGUGUUUGUGUUGUUGAAAAUGGCUCCAUGCUGUCUGCCGGGAGGGAGUUUGAAUGGGCCGAACAGAGAAGAAUACAGAUGGUUUCUGUUCUCAGAGGCUUCAGAGGUUUGGUGAGCAGCACAUUGAAAGAGCACCAGGACAGCGAUGUGGAUCUGGAUGUGGACGGUGAUGAUACUUUGGAGUAUGGAAAAGCCCAGUAUCCUUAUUUAUGCUCAAAUGAUCGCAGAUACACAGAGGCGGAUGUGAUUCCCUGUUCAGGAAAUGAACCCAGAGAUGCAGAGGAGAGACAUGCGUUAAGAGGAGCUGUUUUAAAUGGAGAGACAGCCAGCAGGUUAUCUCCAGAACAAACCAAGUCUGCAAACUCAGAAGAUCCAAGUACAAGUAAUGGAGACAGCAAUACAAGCACAACAUCUCCAAGAACCUGCAAGAACAGCGAGUUAGAAGUCUUAUCGGAUGACCCCUCCCUCAGUACGCUGGAGGCCCUGAAAACACGGAUCAGAGAUCUAGAGAAGCAGUUCACACGGGGGGACAGAUUCAAGUGUCUCAUCUGCAUGGACUCCUACACUGUACCUCUGACCUCCAUCCAGUGCUGGCAUGUCCACUGUGAGGAAUGCUGGCUUCGCACCCUGGGAGCAAAGAAACUUUGUCCACAGUGCAACACUAUCACCUCACCCGGGGACCUGAGACGAGUGUAUUUAUGAAGAGUUAUAGCUGUCCUGUCAUCUGCCUGUUUGCACUCUACUCAAACGGAUCACUUUUACCGAGAAGAACCUUUCUGGGCCCAUGCAAAUCUUAAGAGUAUGUCUUGCCCAAAAGAAUCAUUACAAACGUUGCUGUCGGAAUGCAGCCUGUGCUCAAUUCUCGAAGAAGUGUAAAUCUCUACAAAUAUUGUGCUGCAACAAUAUUGUAAGGACAGUAAAACUGAUCACAAAAAGUUGUUUUAUGUACAAAACCUUGUUUUAUAAAAUAUUGUUAAGUUAUUCUCAUAGAGCGAUCUGUCCUAUAGUUUUGUGAAUGUUUACACUGAAGAACUCUUUUCUAAUUUGGAUCUAGCAGUGUUGAUAUAUUCAAAAUGGUAAACCGUUAACAUUUGCAUCAUUCAUAAACUGUGUUUUGUGUAGAAUGUGCAAAGGAGCAAUGAAUCUUGUACAUUUAUUAUCCAUAGUUAUGUAACUGUAAUUUAAUAGUGAACGGGAUCAUUUAAAUAUGGUUUAAGAUAAAUUAUCAUUUUUGCUGAUACACGUGAUAUGGUAUAAUAGUUUAUUUCAUGCAUUUAAAAAAACAUUAUUGUGCAAAAUCUCAAAGACAAGACACUGAACAUGAUGCAAAAUUAUAAAGCCAUGGAUAAAUAAAAAUAAUUUUUACUACAAGGUUCGGCAACAGAUAUUCUGUGUUAAGUUAGUUCCCUGUAUAUUUUCAAAAUUCUUCAACUUUUAUCUAAGACGCUGUGUAGAUGUAAUUGUCUACAUUCUUGUAAUGAACUACUACACUGAUAUUUGUAUUGAUAUAUAUCGUACUGUAUGUACAGCAGAGUUGCAUCAAGGAGCUUCCCUGUGUUUAAUUGAUUCCUAAUGCAGUAUAUGGAUGUUGAGGUUGAUCUCUGCUUAUCCUUCACUCCUCCCAAAUGCAAAGCAGAAUAAAAGUCUCCUGACACGGAGUCACUAUAGGCUAUGACAUUAGGACUUAAGGAAUUCAGAACUAACAGAAAAAGAGUUUCCUUUGUGGUAUUUUAGCAAUAGUUUUGUUACUAGACUCUAGUCAAGAUACAACAGGUAACUGAAAGAUUGUAAAGCACUUUUUUGAUAGAACUGAAAUAGAAUGAAACGCAAAACCAGCUUUGUUUUACGAUUAUGUAUUUUGUACAGACUCAUCUGUUUUUCUUUGACA
Molecule: messenger RNA, 3599 nt
Organism: Pimephales promelas (fathead minnow)
Lineage: Eukaryota; Metazoa; Chordata; Actinopteri; Cypriniformes; Leuciscidae
Gene: rnf220b
Product: ring finger protein 220b
Biological process (GO): protein ubiquitination
Molecular function (GO): metal ion binding; ubiquitin protein ligase activity
Source: RefSeq, a predicted model, not a curated record